This is a messenger RNA of Actinia tenebrosa (Australian red waratah sea anemone), 1301 nucleotides long. Its product is annotated as octopamine receptor beta-1R. The record is from RefSeq and is a predicted model, not a curated record. Gene Ontology annotation, cellular component: membrane. Gene Ontology annotation, biological process: G protein-coupled receptor signaling pathway. Gene Ontology annotation, molecular function: G protein-coupled receptor activity. Lineage: Eukaryota; Metazoa; Cnidaria; Anthozoa; Actiniaria; Actiniidae.
GACUCAUCCACUGUUCGUUACCCUAAAAUUGGUUUCGGCAAAUUAAUGCUACUGAAUAAAAGAGUUGCCAGGACGACAUGUCUUAAAUAAGAUCUGUAUUGGUGAUCUCUGUAGCCCCAGCGAGUAAGUGGUCGGUCCCUAAGGGAUUAUUGUGUGGUCGUCAUUCCUCGUGCAAGGUCAGUUAACGCUACUGGACAAAGAAGUGCCAGGUCGACACGUCUUAAAUAAGGGAUAAAGGCACUCUUCAAGAUGGCGUCGUUGUUCGAGUACCCUCGAUUGAUCAAGGAACUUUUCUCAAGGUCCACAACAACGAAGACCUUCGAGUCUCUUAUCCUUAUCUUCCUUAUUCUUUGUGCACUUCUCGGCAACUUACUUGUCUGUUAUGUAGUAACUAAGAACUCCCGCCUUAGGACUGUAUCGAACACGUUGGUGCUGAAUCUCGCUAUUUCUGACGUCCUGAUGGCAUCCCUUUGUAUGCCCUUGUCUUUGGGAGUUCUCAUCGCUGGAGAAUGGCCGUAUGGGAAUAUAGUGUGUGACAUGCAUGGAUUCUUAAUCUUUUCAUUUGGAAUUGUUUCAGAGGCGACAAUGUGCUCUAUCGCCAUCAAUCGCUUCUUCGCCAUUACUCGACCCUUCAGCUACACUUCAGUUUUCACGCCACAAAACAUUCGUAUCAUCAUCGUGUUUCUAUGGUUACUGCCAUUAUUAGCAAGUGUACCGCCAUUUGCUGGCUGGGGUUACUAUGCUUUCCAGCCCGGCAAAGCCUUUUGUAUUUACCCCUUUAAUGUCAACAUCGUAUAUACCGUUCUAGUCGAGGUGUUAUUCAUUUUUACGCCCAUGAAUAUCAUUAUCAUAAGCUACAAGAAAUGCUACACAGCGAUGAAACAGAACAAUCGACGUGUGGCUGAUAUGACGGUCAGUGGGUCAGUGGAUAGCCGUAGAAGGGAGCAGGAGUCCAGGGCAACUCGGACAAUGAUGACCGCGACUGCUGGGUUCAUGCUGUGUUGGAUGCCUGUUGCUGUUAUUGAUUUUGCUGAUAUCUUUACAGGUGGAGGCAACCUGCCUCGUCAAGUCUACAUGCUGAAUGCUUAUCUCAUUUACAUAUCCAGUACGAUCAACCCGUUUAUCUACUGGCUCAUGAACAAGGACUUCAGGCGAGCCUUUAAAGAGGUCUUACCUUUCUUCAGCGCGACUUCAAUAGAUAGUGGUAUUAAUUCCAUGACCAGAGGAGACAGAUCUGUUGGUGCUCCUACAGAUGUCACUUUACAGAGCUGAAAAGGACCAACUCAACCUUGACCUAAUAC